Messenger RNA from Corylus avellana, 429 nucleotides. NCBI's taxonomy places the organism in Eukaryota, Viridiplantae, Streptophyta, Magnoliopsida, Fagales, Betulaceae. The record is from RefSeq and is a predicted model, not a curated record.
AUGAUUAAGCAGAGAUUAGCAGUAGCUCAGAGUCGACAGAAGAGCUACCCCAACGUCAGACGACGAGAAUUGGGGUUUGAAGUCGGCACAAAGGUCUUUCUCAAGGUCACCCCUAUGAAAGGAGUAAUGAGGUUUGGAAGAAGAGGAAAGCUGGGCCCCAAAUUUGUGGGUCCCUUCGAGAUUCUCGAGAAGAACGGCACGGUGGCAUAUCGUUUGGCACUACCACCAAACUUGACAAGAAUUCACAAUAUUCAAUCCAACAUGACUUAUGAGGAGACACCGACAAGAAUACUGGAUAGAAGGGAACAAGUCCUCAGGAGCAAGACUAUCUCUUUAGUGAAAGUCCUAUGGAGUAACCACUCCAUGGAAGAAGCUUCAUGGGAAUUGGAGGAGAGCAUGAGGGAGAAGUACCCGUAUCUGUUUGAGUGA